Molecule: messenger RNA, 1160 nt
Organism: Eucalyptus grandis
Lineage: Eukaryota; Viridiplantae; Streptophyta; Magnoliopsida; Myrtales; Myrtaceae
Product: NAC domain-containing protein 73
Exons: 3
Coding region: 206-1108 (300 amino acids)
Biological process (GO): regulation of DNA-templated transcription
Cellular component (GO): nucleus
Molecular function (GO): DNA-binding transcription factor activity; transcription cis-regulatory region binding
Source: RefSeq, a predicted model, not a curated record
CUCUCUCUCUCUCUCUCUCUCUCUCAGAGGAUAGUCUCUAGAAGAACCGAAAUCUCUAAACUGUUCCGUUUAGUAAGAUUAAAAACCUCUUUUUUGUAUGCAGUAAUUAGUAGAGGUGUCGCCUAAACUUGAGUUUGGAGCGUAAGAAAAUAGAUAAAGUCUUGGUGUGGGAUGUGCAAGAGAGCCAGAGAAGAACAGAAAAGAAAUGACGUGGCAAACGGAAGAUGGAAGAGCCAUAAUCCCAGCAAGUUAUAACCCUAGGGAUGAAGAUGAGGAUGACGACAACACUCUUCUUCCCACCAUAGCAUGCCCAUCAUGUGGCCACAGCUUCCCAUUAUUUGAUCAGAGGGAGAUUGUUCAUGAUUUGGUGGGACUACCAGCGGGAGUGAAGUUUGAUCCGACUGACCUAGAAAUCUUAGAGCAUUUGGAAGCGAAGAUAAUGGGGAACGUGAGGAAGAUUCAUUUUCUCAUUGAUCAGUUCAUUCCCACAUUGGAAGGAGAUGAUGGGAUUUGUUCUACACACCCGGAGAGACUUCCGGGAGUAAGCAAAGACGGACAAAUCCGCCACUUCUUCCACCGGCCUUCGAAGGCAUAUGCCACUGGGACUAGGAAACGGCGCAGGGUGCACAAGAACGCUGAUGAGAGUGAGACUAGAUGGCACAAGACCGGUAAGACAAGGUCGGUCCUCGCAGGCAGAGUAGUGAAAGGGUUCAAGAAGAUACUUGUGCUUUACAACAGUCACGGGAGGCAAAGGAAGCCUGAGAAGACCAACUGGGUGAUGCACCAAUACCACCUCGGCAAAAGCGAAGAGGAGAGAGAUGGAGAGCUGGUCGUGUCCAAGGUGUUCUACCGAACGCAGCCCAGACAACCCAGUUCGACGAACCUCGAAGAACCAAAGGACACAAUGCCGAAGAGUGCUCAAAGCUUGAAUGAAAAUGAUCAUGUAUCAAAGAACUCUAUUGACGUGAUUUUUUAUAAUAGUAACCCGCCUUGUGAUGUGUCUUACGACCAGCUAAUUAUUCCUAAAUUUGCCGUUCAUGGCGAGGCUGCUUUUUUGGAUCCACUAACAGAAGAUUCGAACAAGCGGAAGCUUGUAGAAUAUUCAUAGAUGAAUUAGGGAGAUAGUUUUGUGAGAGUUUUUCCACUAUAUAAAUUGAUAU